Onychostoma macrolepis is the source of this 1367-nucleotide messenger RNA. RefSeq names its product TSEN34 tRNA splicing endonuclease subunit (gene tsen34). The record is from RefSeq and is a predicted model, not a curated record. Gene Ontology annotation, cellular component: tRNA-intron endonuclease complex. Gene Ontology annotation, biological process: tRNA splicing, via endonucleolytic cleavage and ligation; tRNA-type intron splice site recognition and cleavage. The coding region runs from base 237 to 1190 and encodes 317 amino acids. The transcript is spliced from 5 exons. Gene Ontology annotation, molecular function: nucleic acid binding; tRNA-intron lyase activity. NCBI's taxonomy places the organism in Eukaryota, Metazoa, Chordata, Actinopteri, Cypriniformes, Cyprinidae.
GUGGCAUGCUUUGAAAGGGAAGUAACGUGUAGAGAGCACGCGUGUUGGGAAUAGAAAUGUGAUUUUUGUUCUGUUUCUUUGUAAUUAAUUUUUAACGUGAAAGUCUUUCAGCAGAUUCUGAAUUAACAUUCAUGUGGAGGCAGCACGAGAGCGUAAGCACAGCUUAAAAGCCGAUAGUCACAUGUUGAGACACUCAGGUGUGUUUUGGAGACGUGAUUGAUGGGGAUCCAGCAGGAAUGAAUGCGUCACAGCAGUCAUCAAGCGAGGAAGUGAAUGAGGAUCUGGAUACCAAAAGUGAAAGUGAGCGUCAGCCAUCAAAAGAUGCGUUGAUUGACAUCAGCUUUUGCGGAGCCACUCCUCUGUUGUGGAAGGUGUCGGACAUGAAAAGGUGCAGAUCUGUGGGUGUGAUCGGGGCUCUGGUGGGCUCUCUGGCCCGUCAGCCUCGGCAGAACGUGCGGCUGGGCAGACCGCUGGAGCUCCUGCAGGAGGAGGCGCUGCUGCUGGAGGAGACGAGCUCUGCUGCUGCAUCACUGCGACCUCAGGAUUGUGGAGAUGAGGAGAGGCAUUCGGAGGCGGUGAGACAGUAUGAGGCCGGCCUGGAGAGCAGUUAUAAGGAGCAGUGUGCUCUGGCCCUGGAGGACAAGAAGAGAGUGCUGAGGAAAAUCAUGAAUGAGAAGGAGAACGGCGAGAGAGUGUCUGGCACUGAUGACUCUGGCAAUCCAAUUAGAGACCGUCUUAAUGCACUGGACCAGGCUUUCCGCUUCCCGUGGUCGGCCAUGGCGGUCCAGCUCUGCACUGCCCGCGCCGGCUUCAGCCACUGUCCGGAGGAACGCAGUUUCCAUUCCACUGAUUGGCCAAUGCCUAGAGAUGAACGCCUGAACACUAGAUUCUGUGUAUACAGAGAUCUGAAAAACAAAGGCUUCUACCUGACCUCCGCAGGCAAGUUUGGAGGAGAUUUCCUGGUAUAUCCAGGUGAUCCUCUGCGUUUCCAUGCUCAUUUCAUUGCAUUAUGCAUCUCCAUGGAUGAAGAGCUACCUCUCUGUGAUAUUCUAGCUAUAGCUCGUCUGGGCUCUAAUGUGAAGAAAACCGUAUUGCUCUGCUCUCCGCGGAGCCGCAGUGAGACCGGAAGGGAUGAGAGUGUGGAGGGUGACGUGGUUUAUUCAUCACUGCAGUGGAGUUCUAUGGUGUAACGACACAACUAUAGUUUUUUUGAUAGUUUCAGAUUCAGCUUUUCAGAAACUCGGUGUGCCUUCUGAAGUGUAAAGUGUGUGUGUGAAAGUUGUUUGAUAAAUUCUGAAUGACUGAAUUUUGUUUGACUGUCAACAUGCAGAGGGAGAGUAUUAAUAAAUAAAAAUCGAAUUAAUUGU